Molecule: messenger RNA, 162 nt
Organism: Staurois parvus
Lineage: Eukaryota; Metazoa; Chordata; Amphibia; Anura; Ranidae
Source: the annotation of a GenBank genome assembly
CGGAAAGAGCGGACGGCAUUUACCAAAGAGCAGAUAAGGGAACUGGAGGCCGAGUUUGCCCACCACAACUACCUGACGAGGUUGAGGCGAUAUGAAAUAGCAGUAAACCUGGAUCUCACGGAAAGACAGGUAAGACCCAUGAGGUGCAUCUUAGGACUAUGA